Ctenocephalides felis (cat flea) is the source of this 714-nucleotide messenger RNA. RefSeq names its product putative riboflavin kinase. Gene Ontology annotation, biological process: FMN biosynthetic process; riboflavin biosynthetic process. Lineage: Eukaryota; Metazoa; Arthropoda; Insecta; Siphonaptera; Pulicidae. Gene Ontology annotation, cellular component: mitochondrion. Gene Ontology annotation, molecular function: riboflavin kinase activity. The record is from RefSeq and is a predicted model, not a curated record.
GGAUAAGGUUGUAAGAUCGUUGAAAUCACACGAAUUACCUUCUAUCCAGCCUAUUCCGAUAUUGGAUGUAAGUGAAGUUGGCGGCGAGUUUACAGAUGUACCUGAUGAUUCAGCUUUAUUAAGGAUGAGAAAAAUUUUGCCUUAUUUUGUUCGUGGCCGAGUUGUUGCCGGCUUUGGAAGAGGAUCUAGAGAGCUUGGUAUACCUACAGCCAACUUUUCGAAAGAAGUCGUCGAUGAUAUCCAUGACGAUCUAUGCCCAGGAGUGUACUACGGAUGGGCGAAAGUAGAUCCUUGGCCCGUGAUGAAGAUGGUUAUGAAUUUAGGCUGGAAUCCGUAUACGAAAAUAGUAAAAUCAUUGGAAGUUCAUAUCUUAUAUGACUUUCCGUGCGAUUUUUAUGGUUCUCAUAUGAGGAUUUGCAUAUUGGGGUAUAUAAGACCCGAAGCCAAGUUUAAUUCGAUGGAACAUUUAAUCAAGUCCAUCCAGCGGGAUACGGAAUUAGCUAAGAGUCUUUUGGAUAAUCCCGAUUGCAUGAUGUAUCGUUUUCACGAAUAUUUUGGAUGCGUUUGCGAAGAACCUUCUAAUGGCUGACAGUACUAUUACAGACAAUUUUUAUGAAUAAAUUAGUGUACUUAGGACAAGUACUUACAAUUAAAGUACUUAUACGUUUUACCAGGAGCAGUGUAAAUCAUACAACUGAAGAACCAAUAAUUUUG